GGCCGGCAGAGGGACGCGGAGAAGGAGGCAGAAGAUGGCGGCGGGCGGCGGCGCGGCGAGGCGCUGUUGGCGGAGUGGCGCUGGGCUGGCCCAGGCGGUGCGUAGCGUCUGCGGGAGCGGACGGGCGACGGCGGCUCUGCGGGCGGAGGAGCUGGCGGAGCGGCUGCGGAAGAGCGAGGAGCAACAGCGAGAGCGCCCCUGGAGCCCCCUUAGGCACUGGAAGGGGCUCUAAGCUCUCCCUGGAGCAAUGAGCCAGCAGCUGCAGCAGGUUCACCCCAACGUCCUGGCCAAGAUCCUUAAGGAGAGAACUCUAUAUCAGAAUGGAGAGAUUGUGGUGAUAGACAAACCCUACGGGCUCCCUGUGCACGGCGGCCCCGGCAUCAAGAACUGCAUCGCUGAUGUGCUGCCCAUUUUGGCCAAGAUGCUGGAGAACAUGAAAGCUGAGCCCCUCCACCUCUGCCACCGGCUGGACAAGGAGACCACGGGUGUGAUGGUGCUGGCACGGAGCAAGGAGGCAGCAGAGAAGAUCCGUCUGCUCUUCAAAACCCGUCAGGUGGAGAAGAUCUACUGGGCAAUUGUCCUGGGGGACCCGGACCCUGUUGAGGGCGUUGUGGAGAUCCCCAUCGUGGAAAAGGAGGUGCAGAGCCACCAGUCCCACUACAAGAUGACGCUGGCUCCCAACUACCGCCUGCGUCCGGAGGAUGGGAAGGCGGUGAAGGCCCGCGGGAACCGGCACGCCGAGCGCGCGGUGACGCGGUACCGCCGGCUGGCCGCCGCCUCCGCCUGCUCGCUGCUGGAGCUCCAGCCCAUCACCGGGGUGAAGCACCAGAUCCGGGUUCACCUGGCUUAUGGCCUGGGGUGCCCCAUCCUGGGGGAUCACAAAUACUCUCACUGGAGCAAACUGGCGCCCCAGAAGCUUCCUGAGCUCACCCUGAGGAGGCUGAAGCUGGAGCAGAGCAAGGCUCGGCACCUGCCCCUGCACCUGCAUGCCCACCGCCUGUGCCUGCCCCUGGGCCAGCCCUUAGACUUUGUCUGCAAGCUGCCCCUCUUCUUCCAGAAAACACUGAAGAAGCUAGAGCUGGACAUCCCUAAGGAUUGACGAGGCAGGAGUGGAAUGGUGCCAUGCAUCUCGACAUCUCCAGCACGUGGCAGCAGCUGUGCCCACCUUGGAGCCGGUGGUGGGGUGAAGCCUGCAGUCUCUGCGCUGGUGCUGAUGCUGCUGGAUUCAGAGUGGGUGCCUACAUGUGCUUCUGGCCCAGGAAAGCAGCUGGACACACUGAGGAGCCUCUAGUUGAGACAAACAAGGCUGGAUGAAAGUUGGGCUUUGCCUGAUUUGUGUUUUGAACUUGUCUCUGGGCAAUAAAAGCUCCAGUUCCCUUGA
Onychostruthus taczanowskii (white-rumped snowfinch) is the source of this 1381-nucleotide messenger RNA. It is a transcript of the gene RPUSD4, whose product is annotated as RNA pseudouridine synthase D4. Gene Ontology annotation, biological process: pseudouridine synthesis. NCBI's taxonomy places the organism in Eukaryota, Metazoa, Chordata, Aves, Passeriformes, Passeridae. The transcript has 7 exons. Gene Ontology annotation, molecular function: pseudouridine synthase activity; RNA binding. The record is from RefSeq and is a predicted model, not a curated record.